Ambispora leptoticha is the source of this 1215-nucleotide messenger RNA. The record is from the annotation of a GenBank genome assembly. Lineage: Eukaryota; Fungi; Glomeromycota; Glomeromycetes; Archaeosporales; Ambisporaceae.
AUGAUAACGCCUAACCCACCAAAAUUGCAACGACAUGAAAAUAGUCCCGAGAUUACUAUUAACGACAAUGAAAAGAAUAGUUCUUCUAUUACUCCUCCGACACCACCCCCAGCGCUUCCACCCAUUAUAUUACCACGUUUUACGUCGUCACUAACUGGACAAUCUUCAUUUAACCAACGUGAAUCUCCACCAUUGUCGACAAAUAACAAUGCACAAUCGCAUCGUUUACCAUCCAUCCUACAAAAUAACGAUGUUCGUCAAUCUUCACCUUAUCCGAACUUUGCAUCACAUCAUCAGCCAUCAACGCCACGACAAUCAUCCGCCACACUUAUUCAAUCAGGAAGCCAUAAUAGUAACUCUGCUUGGGGUAGACCAAUGUCAUCACCUAAUAUGGCUGGUGGUACAUUUUUUAAUCAGCCACCACAGCCGCAAGAUUCGCAGAUUCCACAACCACAACCAUCACCCCAACAAUAUUCUCCGCCACAAUUUAACGGUAAGGAGCAUUCAUCUCUAAAUUGGCCUAUUGAAAAAAAUGCUGAUCUCGAGAAGGUGGUGGAAAAUUGUAAUAUGAUUGGACAAUUUGCAGCACAAUGCUUUGACUUGCACGUUGGAUCUAGAACUAAUAAGUUUGGUGGUGCAUUUUCGACAAACUCGUGGCAUCAUACAUCUUCAUCGGCAUCGCUAGCACCUAACGGUGUGCAAUUUUCUGUUUUCUCCGAGAAAAUGGUGACCGAAAUGAUAUCGAGAGCAUGGGAUGUUGUUAAUGUAUUGAGCAAUAUGAAAAAUGAUCUUUGUAAUAAUAGAUCUGAUGAAGUGAUUGAAACGGAUAACAUUAUCAGGAAUAAACGACCUAGCAUAACUGCAUCACCGCGAACAAAAUACCGAAAACGAAGUAAGCGCGCCGCACCUCCGGGAAGAUGUCACUCGUGUAAUAUUUCCGAGACUCCAGAGUGGCGCCGUGGUCCAGAUGGCGCGAGGACAUUAUGUAAUGCUUGUGGACUGCUUAUUAUUGCUCCCGCGCCUACUCCCACUUCGCAAAAUUCCACUGAUCCGAUGGCGAUGUCGAAAUCAUCACGUGUUAGUACUAUUAUUCUCGAUAGAGAACAACGUUCAAAGCGAUUAAGAAUAGAACCGCGUGGUGAGCAAGACAGUCUUCAUCGUUUAGCAAUGAUGAAGGGGGAAGAAGAACAUGAAAGUAGCAGGCGAUUAAGUUGA